Messenger RNA from Magnolia sinica, 1296 nucleotides. RefSeq lists its product as uncharacterized. Lineage: Eukaryota; Viridiplantae; Streptophyta; Magnoliopsida; Magnoliales; Magnoliaceae. The record is from RefSeq and is a predicted model, not a curated record. The coding region runs from base 165 to 737 and encodes 190 amino acids. The transcript has 2 exons.
GUCUUCUUCUCUUCUCCUGCUUCUUCAGCCUCUUAUUUCUCUCUCUUCUCCCCCACCGUUUAUUCCCUCUUCGUUCUCCUUCCCAUCUUCCAUCCUACAGACAGAAAGAAAGGAGAAGAAAUCAAAAAGAGAGAGAGUGAGAUAGGAAGAGAAACAUUACAACCAUGCUUCUCUCUUUCUCCUAUCUAACCCUCUUUCUAUUGAUCUCAUCCGUCCAUUCGAUCCCAUCAGAUGCGGCCACAGAAUCUACGUUCAGCAACAUCUACGACGUCCUCCGAUCGCACGGCCUGCCGAUCGGCCUCCUUCCAAAGGGCGUGACGAAUUUCACACUGGAGGAGAACGGACGGUUCGAGGUCUUCCUGGAACAGGCCUGCGAUGCGAAGUUCGAGAACGUGGUCCGAUACGAACGGAACGUAUCGGGCACCCUCAGCUACGGCCAGAUCGGAGCUCUUUCCGGCAUCUCGGCGCAGGAGCUUUUCCUUUGGUUCCCCGUCAAGGGCAUUCGUGUCGAUAUCCCUAGCUCUGGGCUUAUCUACUUUGAUGUUGGCGUCAUCUACAAGCAAUUCUCACUGUCAUUGUUUGAGACGCCGCCGACAUGUAAGGCCGUCGAUCAGGUCGGAUCGUCCGAUCUCGAUCUGCUCCAGGAGGGCUGGGCGUUGGCCCAACGCGUCGCCAAGAGCCAAUCCGGAAGUCUUCGCUAUAAAAUGGAUCAAGGUCUCCAAAGGGCUGUCGUGUAGAUUACUCUACCAAGGAUUCCGGAUAGUUUUGACUGUUGGUGUCCUUUCCUCUUAAAGACUGUCUCAGAAAGUCUGGUUUGGCAGGUCUUUUGCUUCCGUGGUGUGUGGUUGCAGUAGAUUGCAGACGUGUCGGGCUCGCCUGCGAAGAGAAUUUUGACCGAGAGAAUAGAGGAUCGCUGCCUCUGUCCAUAUGCAGUGAGAGUGGGACGGUGGAUUUGAAAUGGAUAGAAUCUCAGGUCAAGGUGAUUUUGGAUGGAAUAUCUGCUAAGUUGCUAUGUUGGUUUUGCCUUUUGAUCUUUAUAUAUACAGUCAUAUAUAAUGAAAUGCUCUGUUAAGGGAGGCGGGGGUGAAUGUUUUCUUCAAUAGCUGGGGUUGGAAUUGUCUCUGCUAUGUCUUCUGUUUGGGUUUGUUCCGUAAUGGUUACUUCUACUGUGAGUGCUGGAUCGAGUCUCUGUAAAUGCGGGAAUUGUCUGUCUUUAUGUAUUAUUAUCCUUGUAGGCUGAGGUAAGAAGUACAUUUAUCUUUGACAGGAGAACUGAAAUAUGCUUUCUUUCUGUUC